UCCUCCUCCUCCCCAUCUUUCACCCAGAGUAAACCCAGGCAGACGGAGCGCGUUCUUAUCGAGCUCGAGGUGUGGGAAUUGGAAAUCAGCUGUGUUUGACUGUCAGCGCCCAACCGGUCGAGCUCUGCAGUGUAGGGGAUCGAGAGGGGGGGGGGGACAUAUAGACAAAGACAGUGAGAUGGGUCCUGAGACAGUGAGGUAUUCGUGAUUGUCAAGUAAACGGCGGUGAAGUUCUCCGGCUCCGCUCGGAUCUUUUCUCCAGGUCGGUGAGUGUGUGAUUGAGUGUUCAGCAUGAGUAACAUCUAUGAGUCUGCAGAGGCCACGCUGGGCUUCAUCAGCUCUCCGUGCCUGACCAAAGUAGAACUAAGAGUGGCCUGCCGGGGGAUCUCGGAUCGUGAUGCCCUUUCCAAACCCGACCCAUGUGUGGUGCUGAAGAUGCAGUCGCACGGCCAGUGGUUUGAGGUGGACCGUACAGAGGUGAUCCGCAGCAGCAGCAGCCCGGUUUUCUCUAAGAUUUUCUUGGUGGAUUAUUACUUUGAGGAGGUCCAGAGGCUCCGUUUUGAACUUCACGACAUCAGCUCCGGCAACAACGGCCUCCGUGAUGCUGACUUCUUGGGAGCCAUGGAGUGCACCUUAGGACAGAUUGUUUCACAGAGGAAACUGACUAAAGCUCUCCUCAAACAGGGAAACACUGCUGGAAAGUCUUCUAUCAUGGUGACAGCUGAGGAGCUGUCUGGUAAUGACGAUUAUGUUGAACUCUCAUUCAGUGCUCGUAAGCUCGACGAUAAGGAUUUCUUCAGCAAGUCAGACCCUUUCCUGGAGAUUUUUAGAAUAAAUGAUGACAGCACCGAGUCGCUUGUUCACAGAACUGAGACGGUCAUGAAUAACCUGAGCCCGGUUUGGAAAUCCUUCAAAGUUUCUUUAAACACACUCUGCAGUGGAGACCAUGACAGGGAGCUGAAGUGCACAGUUUGGGACUGGGACUCAAAUGGAAAACAUGACUUUAUCGGGGAGUUUCAUACCACGUUUAAGGAGAUGAGGGCAGAGCAGGAGGGCAAACAGAUCCAAUGGGAAUGCAUCAACCCUAAAUAUCAGAUGAAGAAGAAGAAUUAUAGAAACUCUGGUGUUGUCAUUCUCAACCACUGUAAGAUUAUCAAAAUGUAUUCCUUCCUGGAUUACAUCAUGGGAGGCUGCCAGAUUCAGUUCACAGUGGCUAUAGAUUUUACAGCAUCCAACGGGGACCCCAGAAACAGCUGCUCCCUACACUACAUCCACCCCUACCAGCCCAAUGAGUACCUCAAAGCGCUGGUGGCUGUAGGGGAGAUAUGCCAAGACUAUGACAGUGAUAAAAUGUUCCCUGCAUUUGGAUUUGGAGCUCUGAUACCCCCUGACUUCAAGGUGUCACAUGAUUUUGCUGUGAACUUUGAUGAGGACAAUCCUGAAUGUGCAGGGAUCCAAGGUGUGGUGGAGGCCUAUCAGAAUUGCCUCCCCAAGAUCCAGCUGUACGGGCCCACUAACAUCGCCCCAAUCAUUCAGAAAGUGGCCUCCUCUGCCUCAGAGGAAAUGCACACCAAAGAAGCCAUGGAAUACUUCAUCCUGCUGAUCCUGACGGACGGCGUCAUCACCGACAUGGCGGACACGCGGGAGGCCAUCGUGCACGCCUCUCACCUGCCCAUGUCUGUCAUCAUUGUUGGUGUGGGCAACGCAGACUUCACAGACAUGCAGAUACUGGACGGGGACGACGGGAUUCUGCGUUCACCCAAGGGCGAGCCCGUCCUCCGUGACAUCGUCCAGUUUGUCCCUUUCAAGGACUUCAAGCAUGCCUCCCCUGCUGCCCUGGCUAAGAGUGUUUUGGCAGAAGUCCCUAACCAGGUGGUAGAUUACUACAACGCGAAAGGAAUUAAACCCAAGUGUAUGUCAGAUUACGAGUCCACAAGAACCUUCAGCCCCUGACAAUGGACUGCGUGCACACAUACAUACACAUACAUAUAUAAAUCAUAUAUCUACAUUUAAGUACUGUAUAAAACGUAUACAUGUCCAAAAGCACAAGCACACAUACACAAACAAACAUGUACACUAAACAAUACUACAUACAGUAGUCUAGCUCAGAGAAUUAGCUCGUUCUGGUGAUACAAAUUGAACUACUCCAUUGAUGACUAUUGCAUGUUUGGCCACAAUGGGAUCACCUGGGAAAUUAUCUACUGUAUUAUCUACUGUACAUUAAAAAAGGUAUUUAUAGAAAUAAGAACAGUCUUCUGAAACAGCAUGCAUACUCAGACCUUAGCUCACUGGGAAAAAAAUGACACUCUUACCUUAUUUAGAUAACUAGCAAGUAUCUGUCAGCAUAGAGCCCAAAAUGUGAGACUGCAUAACCCGAAAUGCUUAGAAUUAGCAUUGCAAAUGUUAUUUAUAGGAUUGGUAGCAUUCUUAUUUGUGUACUGCAUAAAUGCAUGCAUAAUUCAGCUCCUGUUAAUGCCUCUUUUCUAGUGGUUGCUUGCUAGUUAUGAAAUAAAGUAUCUCUGUCAUUUGUGUGAGAUUCAGGGUUGUCUUUGGUGUUUGGGGUUCUUUUCUACAGAUUUGUUUGAGAUUUUGCUAAAUGGAAAUGAACAACUGAAUAAUUGUAAUAAUUUCUUAAUAACCUUCUUACAUUGUAAAGAGUUUUGGGAGGAUAGAAAAGCUUGUGUGGUAGAUACUCACCUGUGAAAUGAAUUUUUUUUUUCUGUAUUCUGCAUGUUGAUUCUAAUAAAAACCCUUUGGUUUUCUCA
Molecule: messenger RNA, 2765 nt
Organism: Archocentrus centrarchus (flier cichlid)
Lineage: Eukaryota; Metazoa; Chordata; Actinopteri; Cichliformes; Cichlidae
Gene: cpne4b
Product: copine IVb
Exons: 16
Coding region: 292-1953 (553 amino acids)
Biological process (GO): cellular response to calcium ion
Cellular component (GO): plasma membrane
Molecular function (GO): calcium-dependent phospholipid binding
Source: RefSeq, a predicted model, not a curated record